Lampris incognitus (smalleye Pacific opah) is the source of this 6478-nucleotide messenger RNA. It is a transcript of the gene sona, whose product is annotated as SON DNA and RNA binding protein a. Gene Ontology annotation, molecular function: RNA binding. Bases 130 to 3981 code for a protein of 1283 amino acids. Lineage: Eukaryota; Metazoa; Chordata; Actinopteri; Lampriformes; Lampridae. Gene Ontology annotation, biological process: regulation of cell cycle; regulation of mRNA splicing, via spliceosome. The transcript has 10 exons. The record is from RefSeq and is a predicted model, not a curated record.
UGGCGGAUCAACUGGUUGGCUAACGUUAUUGACUAGCAUGCUCGUUUUCUUGGAUUCAUAACCACGUCUGUUCGACAGAAGCUACAGAUCGUAAACUGGUGAUCGUCACACCUCUUGAAGCCCUGCGUAAUGGACUAUGCUAUAGACAUUCCCUCAGGUGAGGACGAGGCGCCUGAGAGAGAUGAAAUGAAUGCGAAGGAAGGGAAUGAAAUGCCCCACAAGAAAAAUAAGAAGCACAGAAAGCACAAAAGCAAGAAGAAGAAGAGGAGAAGAAAGGGGGAGAAGGAGAGCAGUUCAGAGUCUGGCCCAGAAUCGGAUCCAGAACCACCCCCUCCUCCACGACCUGUCAGGACCACAAGGGCCAGUGCCAGGCUUGCAGCUGCCUCGGGUGCUGUAGACCAAGCUGGGGGUAAAGAGGAGGGGAAAAAGGAUGGCAUUACAGAAUGCAUGGAAACUGAGGGUGACUCAAAACCCAAAAGGCAUAAAAGGCAUGCUGCUAAGAAGAAGAAAAAGAAGAAGAGGAAAGAUGAAAAGCAAGACAAGAAGACCCCAUCACUCUCUCCAUCUGAGAGCAGCUCUGCUUCAGGGUCUGAGUCGGAAGGGGAAGGGAGUAAGGGAACCGGAGACUGCAGAUAUUCUCAAGCAACAGUGCCACUUGAUCUGCAGGAGCCAGUGUCCAAACCGGGGUCUAAAACCAAACGAGGGGAGGAGAAAGCAGUUUCCACCCUUACUCAGAAACCGGAACCGUUAUCUGUAAAGAAAGAGGACAUGAUUGAUAGUGAUGUGUCUGCAGCUAGAGGGAAGAGCAGUAACAGCAAUGGGUCAGUGAAGGAUAUAAGAUCACCUUCUGGGGGACGGGAGGAAAAAACUCAAACAGCAAUGGGCAAGAUUAAAACAGAGGGUAACCAUGGAGAUGGUGGAUUCAGCCAUGCCCAAGAACUCCCUGACAUUAUCCCCAAACAGGAAGGAACCACCCCAAGGGAAGACCCUGGCCUAAAAGAGCAGACCAAUGCCGCUCAGAGAGCAAAGGUCAUAGAGCGAGAUUCCUCCAGGUCCAGGUCCAGGUCUCGGUCUCCUUCUCCUUUGAGGGGCCUGGACAUCAAGAGGUCCAGGUCAAGUCAGAGUCGGUCGCCAACAGAGAGUCCUUGCAGGCAGCAGUCGGGUGUGCAGCUGGUGACGGCGAUCAAACAGCGGUCACGAAGUCCCCCCAGGUCAGCUCCAAAGGUAAAACCAGGCUCAACACCCCUAAAGACACGGGAGGUGUCCCGUUCUCGUUCCAUUUCCCAGUCUCCCAUGUCCGAGAGAAAGUCCCCAUCCCUGUCCCCCUCCCCCUCCCCCAAGUCCCCUAAAAAACCAAGCCGUCAGUUGCGGUCCCCCAAGAGAGAACGGCAGCUUUCCAGGUCCCCCUCUCGUUCAAUCAGCCCCAAGAGAAAAAAGUCUAAAUCCCCCAAGAGGUCCAAACGCCAGUCACUGUCUCCAUCCCCCAAACGGAGAGGGAGUUCCAUCUCAGUUUCUCCCAAGAGACGCCACAGCUCCCCGUCCCCUAAAAGGAAGCUGUCUCGAUCCCCAAAGCACAGCGGUCGCCAGUCCCCCUCCCUCUCUCGCUCGCCAAGGAGAGGCCGGAGGUCAGAGUCACGGCCCCGUGGUGGUGCCCGGCGCUCCAGGACCCGCUCACCUAGACGCGGCGGUGCGGUAAACAGGCGUUCGCGGUCCCGCUCAGCCUUAAGAGCCCGCCACUCCCGUUCCAGAUCUAGACGCCCACUGAGGCGCUCCUGGUCGAGAUCACCAGUGAAGCGGGGUGGAGGCAGACGAUCGAGAAGUCGCUCGCCGUCUCGCCGACGAAGGUCCCCACCACCAAGAGCACGGCGGACACGCUCCCGAUCAGUCCGCAGGGCCAGGCGGACCCGCUCACGCUCCAUUGUGAUUCUCAGGCGCAACCGGCGCUCAAAAUCAAAGAGCCUUCACAAACGGACCAAAUCCAGGACUCCUCUUCCCCGUCGGCGGUCCGAAUCUAAGUCCCCAGUCAGACGUCGCUCCCGGUCCCCUGGCAGGAGGAACCGCUCUCCACUACGGUCCAUUAAGCGCUCCAAAUCUCGCUCACCUUCUCGCCGCUACCGAUCUAAAUCCCACUCUCCACCACCUGGCCGGAAGAGGUCCAAAUCCCCCAGGAAGAUCAGCAGGAGGUCUAAAUCCAAAUCUACCUCCCCUGUAUUGAAAAGGUCGCGGUCUAGGUCAGGAUCUAUGUCCAGUGAUGGGGGUUCUGACAGUGCCUCCCCAGCCCACUCCACAUCCUCCUCCCCUGUGAAAGAGAAGGAGCCCCCAUCCAAGACGGAUAAAGACAGCACGGAGCAAACAGCCAGUGGGAAGGGAGUUGAGAGUACAACACCCUCUGCUACUGCAGCAGCAGGCCCAUGGAAACCCCUUCCAUUAGCCAGCGCUGCCAGUCCCCAGCAUGCCAUCUCCAACCCAGCUGGGAGUGCCACAACUCAGCUGCAGGCCCAGUCUCAUCUCCCUGCUCCCAACCACCAACAGAGACAGGAGGUGGAUGCUGCCAGCCCAGCCAGUUCUUCUGAUGAGCAAGAGGGAUCCAGAUCUAGGUCUGCUACCCCUGAACCAGGUACUGAGCCAGAUGGCUCAGAAGGUUCAGAAGGUUCUGAUGAGGAAGAGGAUGUGUCCUCUCCAGUUAAAACUGAAUCAAAACGUCAGCGAAGUUCAUCGGGCUCUGCCUCACCAAGCCAGCGCAAGAAGCAGCUCUCCAAGUCACGUUCACCUGCAGGCCACAGGAAAUUGUCACGUUCAACUUCCUCUCCAAGACGAUCCACAUCCAAGACGGUGUCCAGAAAGAAGCCAUCCAGGUCAAAGUCUCCAGCAAGGAAGAGAGAAUCCGUCUCUCCAUCUGACAGAAAAAAGCGCCGUUCCAAGUCCCGGAGUCUCAACCGCCGUCGGCGCUCUAGCCGCUCGCGCUCCACUGCACGGCGCAGGCGGUCACGUUCAAAGUCUCGAACCAGGACCCGACGGUCCAGGUCCCGCUCUGUGGCCCGCAAGAGGCGAUCCCGCACGCGUUCUCCGGCUCGGGCGAGGAAGAGGUCUAGAUCCACUGACCGGAACAAACGGUCAAAGAGUCGCUCCACGGGACGACGGAAGCGGUCCAGGUCAGGAGAGCGGAGCAAGCGAUCUAGAUCCCGUUCACCGGAUCGCAGGCGCCGCUCGAGGUCCAGGUCGUGGGGGCGAGGAAGGCGCCCAGUGUUCCGCAGCCGUUCUUUUGACCGACGAGACAGGUGGAAGAGGGAACCCAGCCACUCUCCAGUUCUGAUCCUCCGCAAGCAGCGUCGCUCUGGGUCCAGAACAAGACGCAGCACCAGCAAGACACCACCUCGGCUCACUGAGCUCGACAAAGAUCAGUUGCUGGAGAUAGCCAAGGCCAAUGCUGCUGCCAUGUGCGCCAAGGCAGGGGUUCCCAUCCCUGAGAGCCUCCGACCCAAAGCCAUCCUCCAGCUCCCCUUACCUACGCCAUCUCCUACCCCCCUUUCCCUACCUCUGCCUUUACCCCUCCCAAUGGGUAUGGGUAUGCCCAAUAUGCCCAACAUGCCCAACAUGGCCAGCAUGCCCAAUAUGCCUAACAUGGGGCCAAUGGGGAUGCCAAAUAUUCCAGGGAUGCCUAACAUGUCAAAUAUCACCAUGAGUGCAGCCAUGGCAAGUAUGACUGCAGCCACCAUGACAGCUGCCCUGACCAACAUGGGCGCCCUCGCGGCCAUGCCGCCCCUGGCCCCACUCCCCACCAUCACCAACAAGCCCCCACCUUGUCUUGCCCCCCCAACUCCGACCCUUAACCUGGACCACAUAGAAGAAGUGAAAAGGAAGGUCACGCAGCAGGCCAACAUACACACCAUCAAGGAGCUCACUGAGAAAUGUAAGAUGAUUGCCAACAGCAAGGAGGAGAUGGCCAUUGCCAAACCUCAUGUGUCGGACGAUGAGAGCUAAAAUUUCACCGCCCUCGAGCAUCUCCCCUUACUGGACCAGAGGGGGAAAAAAAGUUUGACUGGACGACUCACCUUCCCACAGUUCCCUGGGGCAGCCAGGUCACUUGUCCCCACCUCUUAAUUCACCAAGAAGAAGAGCGCCCUAGUUGUUAUGGUUUCAGUACAGGAUACAGGAGCACCUGCACCAACCACUGCCCCUAUCAGCUGUGUGUGUGUGUGUGUGUGUGUGUGUGUGUGUGUGUGUGUGUGUGUGUGUGUGUGUGUGUGUGUGUGUGUGUGUGUGUGUGUGUGUGUGUGUGUGUGUGAGAGAGAGAGAGGGCGAGAGAUAGACUUUGAGAUUAUACCUGUGAUAUCAUCUAGGACACACUGACUGUGCACAGUAGUUUGAGUGUGAAUGCUCGUGUGCCAGCGGAAGUGUAUACUUGUGUACAUAGCUACUCUGUUUCACCAACGUCAUGGCGUUUCACUGCUCACACUGGCAGUCGCUGUGGCAGAUGACUCAAGAUGAAGGCGCAAGUGCUUUUGUAAAAGAGUUUAGUUUCUCUAUGUUUCACUUCCCUCCGUGUUUUCUUCUGACUUUGUUCAGUGGCAAUUGCAUCCUCAUGCCUCUGUUCCUUUGGCCAUCUCUCAGCUCUGGUUUUCUUAAACCUGUGGGUUUGGAGCCAAAAUGAUUUCACAUUGGUUUCUUUAGGUGGAUCCCUUGCAUGACAUCAAUGAUAAUUUGUUGUUAUCUCCCUUGGUUUCCAGAUAAGAAUCCCUGGUUAUUACCCUUUGAAUGAACGAAUAGCGGAUUACAUUGGUUUCGAGGCGAGAAAGUAACAUUAGGUUUUGGAUUAGGACAAAGAUUUUCUUUGUUCACAAAAUAUAGCUCUAUUUCAGUAAGUACUGCCCUGGGCCCCGGUUUUCCAAAACAAUCUUCUUAAGCACCAACAUAGUCGUUUGUUCUAUUUUGGUUUUGAAGUCAGGUUUUGAUGGGAUAUUUUUGAAGUUAAGUUCCUCUUUUUACUGUUUAAUCAGUAAUUCACAUAGCAAUUUUGUCAUAGGAAGAAAAACUUAUGAUUGUUUAUUUGAAGAGUGUAUUUUUUAAUAGUUAUCAGAUACAAUUAAACACUUGUUAUUUUUUCCCUUUUGCAGCAAACAAAAAAUUUGAAGUUAUGUUUUGCCACUAGAUUGAAUUGAUAUUUUAUCAUCAGCUUAAUCCCCCAUGUUUUAUACCAGGGUCUUGGGAUAAAUAUUUUGGCUUCACGUGGAAACUGUUUAAAUUGUUUGAUUUUACUUUCUUUGAUUUCACUUUUUUACUUUUUAUUUUAGAAAUAAAUGUUACAUACAUUUGUUCUUGUGGGUGCCCCAGAGGGCAAUAUAACUCAAUCACCAGUCAACAAAGGAAAUGUAAUGGUGACAUUGGCAAGCUGAGUAUGCCUCCAGCUGAGAUGAGUGUGAUUGUUUUCUCUCACAUUUUACAAAUUGAAGCGUGUUGUCGUGUAUUAGACAAUCAUAAUCUUGGUUCCAGGGUGCGUCGGUGGAAACCAGCCUGUGUCUUUAAAUGGGGUAAACAGUCACGUCAAAGGGGCAGCCAGGCUUAGCUCAAUGUGAGCUGUUUACUAUUCUGAAUCCAGCAGGUUAAUUUUUGAGGAACUUCAACAAUACCAGUCAGUUUAGCUUGACUCGUAUUAUUGUGAAAUAACUCAAACUUUAUUGUACAUACCAGAUGUGUUUAGCCUUACUGUAUUUAAAUCUGUGUAAUUCUCUAAAACAUCAAGAUACUUGUUGAAUUUUUCUCCCAUUUAACAGAGGUGAACUUGGUGCUAAUGUUAACACAAACCCACAGUUUUUAAGGCAGUGAAGAGUGGCAAUAUUGCAUUUGGAUGAUAAAAGAAAAUUGCCAUGGGUAAUGUGAUACACAUUGAGAAGCAAAACUAUACAAAAACAAAUCAAACCCUCAGGUUGUCGUAAGAAAAUGUUUAUUUUGUGUCUAGGUGUUGCAAAUUUGGUUCAUUCUAAGCCUUUAGUGUGAACUGUGUCUGACCAAUUGGACCUUGGGAUUUCAUCCAAGGCAUCUUGGUACCAAGAUAUACCCCUACCCCCCCACUGCCUGACAGUAGAAAAAAGGUGACUGGUGUUCUUUUGAAAAUUUGGCAGGGCUGUGAUUUUUUUUUUCUUUCUGACAUACGUCGGUCCAUUCAUUUCGACUCGAGAUUAAAAUUUUGCUGAUUCAUAAACCCCAACACACCCUCAGUUUUUGUGUGUUGUUGUGGUCACAUCCCUGCCUGGCCCAGGGCUGUAUAACUGUGGAAGGUAAUCUGUGAAGGUUUUGUCAAACUCUAGUCAUUCUGUACCUAUAGUGGUUAACUGUUGAAUCAAAUUCCUGAUGUAUUCUUUAGCUAUUUUAAUUACCGUUAAAAGAAAAUGCAUUUUAGGACUUUUUUUGUCAACUGGGUAUGACUUUGCUUGCUUUGUACAUAAAUGUGUUGAUCAUUAUUAAAAACCUUUAAAAACAA